Molecule: messenger RNA, 1406 nt
Organism: Trichechus manatus latirostris (Florida manatee)
Lineage: Eukaryota; Metazoa; Chordata; Mammalia; Sirenia; Trichechidae
Gene: CSNK1G2
Product: casein kinase 1 gamma 2
Exons: 8
Coding region: 357-1406 (349 amino acids)
Biological process (GO): signal transduction; positive regulation of canonical Wnt signaling pathway; endocytosis
Cellular component (GO): cytoplasm; plasma membrane; nucleus
Molecular function (GO): protein serine/threonine kinase activity; ATP binding
Source: RefSeq, a predicted model, not a curated record
CGGCGUCCUAGCGUUGCUCUCUCCCUGCUGACUGCACCGUGGGGUCCCUGGCCUGUGGCCCACACUAAUCUUUGUCUGUUUGCCCACAGCUGGGAGCCACGAGACUUAGGGCGACGGGACCUGCCAGCAGAAUGCCUUCACCCCCUGAGUGCGACCCCAAGGCCACCAGGAUGAGCGCCGCGGCCGGGCCCUGGCGAGCCCCCCCGUCACACUAGCUGGGCCGUGGGGCCCGCCCGCCUGCCCGCUGCGGGCUGUGAUGGUGUGCUAGCCACCGCCGAGCGCCUGUCCGCAGGUUUCCGCAAGUUUGGGAUUUGUACGGCAGAGUAACCGUGGAGAGGCCAGGGUACCACAAACUGAUGGAUUUUGACAAAAGAGGAGGGAAAGGGGAGUCGGAAGAGGGCCGGAGGAUGUCCAAGGCCGGCGGGAGCCGGGGCAGCCACAGCGUCCGCGGCUCAGGGGCCAGCUCGGGGGUCCUGAUGGUGGGCCCCAACUUCCGUGUCGGCAAGAAGAUCGGCUGUGGGAACUUCGGGGAGCUCCGCCUGGGGAAGAACCUCUAUACAAACGAAUACGUAGCCAUCAAACUGGAGCCGAUCAAGUCGCGCGCCCCACAGCUGCACCUGGAGUACCGCUUCUACAAGCAGCUCAGCACGGCAGAAGGCGUCCCCCAGGUCUACUACUUCGGGCCGUGCGGGAAGUACAACGCCAUGGUGCUGGAGCUGCUGGGGCCCAGCCUGGAGGACCUGUUCGACCUCUGCGACCGCACCUUCACGCUCAAGACUGUGCUUAUGAUCGCCAUCCAGCUGAUCACGCGUAUGGAGUACGUGCACACCAAGAGCCUCAUCUACCGGGACGUGAAGCCGGAGAACUUCCUGGUGGGGCGGCCGGGCACCAAGCGGCAGCACACUAUCCACAUCAUCGACUUCGGGCUGGCUAAGGAGUACAUCGACCCCGAGACCAAGAAGCACAUCCCGUACCGCGAGCACAAGAGCCUGACCGGCACUGCCCGCUACAUGAGCAUCAACACCCACCUGGGCAAGGCCUCCGGGACGAACUGGCCACGGGCCGCAGCCCCCAGGCCGACCCGCCGCGGCCGGAUGCAGAACGUGGGCUGCCGGGCCCGAUGCCACAGCCCCACUCCGUGCGGGGCCGUCUCCUUCACGCAGGUGGCCACCGUGCACCUGAUUCCAGAGGCUGGGCCCCGGCACCAGACCUGUGGGGACAUCCUCCCUGGUGUGGCCGUGUGGGUCCCUCCUGCGUCCGGUGCAGCUGGAGACAAAACCGCCUUAAAGUCCCCGGCGUGGCACCGGGGGCAUUUGCAGGGCCCAGGGCGGCCGCGGCUGCCGGACAGGGAGGCAGCUCUGAGCCGCAGGGACCCAGUGCUGCUCCUGACCCCGGGGGCAGGGUAA